GUUUACAAUGGCCAACUGAAGGAAGGAGUGAGACCUACCUGAGAUCUGACCAACUGUAGCGAUUAAUACCAUCCUGUUCGCACUCAUCUUUAAUAUUUGAGAGAAUAUCUCUCACAGAUUUCAUAUAUAACACAUGGAGAAAAAAUGAGCAUUCCCAAUUCAUCUUGUGGGGUAAGGAAAGGUGGUGCCAUUAUGGAGGGUUCUUGUGAGUCACCGAUCGAAGAGGAUGCCGAGAAGGCCACUUGCACCGUGCGCUUGAGUCAGCCCUUGGAAGAUCUAGAGGAGCGACUGAGUACAAGUGUGGGCACGAGCCAAGAAGCCGGCCAGGGUAGUCAGCCCAACAGUCUGGCGUACUCUGGUGACAAUGAGGAGGAGUAUCUUCGUGCUACCUGGCAGCGUUUAGGGGUGGGUCACGAUGGUUUCCUAUCCCUGGAUGAGCUCGCUACAGUCUGUCAUGCAAUCGGAAUGGAGAAAGUCGCAAAUGAGGUUUUGGAACAGCUGUUUAGCCGACUAGAUGUUGAUGGUGAUGGGAGGAUCAGCUUUGAGGAGUUUGUCCACAUGUUCCAGAAUGGAGGACCAAGUGGAAACAAUUCUUUAGUUCUUGAUGAAUCUCUGCAUCAGGAAGUGCCGGGCACCCCACUCAGUAGAAUGAGCUCAGUUAGUGAUGAACGUAGAGGCAUAGCGGCAACGGAAUUCAGUGUGUUUUCAUCUAUUGAUCCAGACAGCACUGGGUACACCACUGUGGACAACAUACUAGAGCUGUGGGAGUCCCUCAACAUCAAUAACGGGGUGAGCAUACUGCGGGAGAUGGGCUUCCCUCACCGGUCCCGCGAGCGACUCUCCCUCUGUGACCUGUCCGUGGCUCUAGAGGAGGAGUGUCAGAUCACCGAGGACCAAGGCUCAAGCAACGCCUCCGUCUCCACCCUGCAGAUGUGUGUCCUCACUUACCUCCACGACAUAAAGUUCCUCAGGCUCUCUCUGGACUCUGCUCGUGGUGAGAGGAACAAGCUCAGGUUUGAUCUGAACGAAGCCAAUCAGAGGCUGGCCUUGUUGGCUCAGGAGCUGGACGAACACAAUGCUCACAUGGAGGCAUCAUCUCAGUACCAGAUACAGGAGUUGGAGAGACAAUACCGGGAUCAGCUGCGAGAGUUACAAGAGGCGGUGACCCACGAGAGGGACUCGGCCCGGGAACAGGUGUCUGCCGUGACGAGAGAGAUGCAGACACACAACAGUCAGCUGCUACAAGAAGAAUCCAAGUUGAAGACUAAGUUGUCCUCACUCUACGCUGAUGUGAAACGUUUGGAAGUUGAAAACUUGGAGCUGAGUGAGAAGAUGAGGGAGGCAGAACGACAGCUGUCUCAGAUGGAGAAGCAGGUGGCGGACAUGCAGACACUCAAGAACAAGGUGGCAGAGUAUGAGUCCAUGAGUCCAAGAGAGGAAGAAUACCGCAGGCUGCUGGAACGCCUCGAGCACGUCACAGCAGAGAACCAACACCUCCGAGACAACAACGAUGAACUGCUCUCUCAGAUAGACUCCUUCCCUAUUCGUCAGAUCACUAUGAGAAGCAGUGACAAGGACAACAGCUUGGAUGGUUCUUGUCUCGGGGAUUAUGUGGACCAGCCAAUGGGUCUUCUGGCACCAGUGAAGCGUCGAGGGUCAAACAGUGGCUCGGGCGAUGACAGUUGUGAGGAAGAGAGUCCACGAGGCAGUAAAGUACGGCGCUGCAGCAAGGGGGUCAAUGUUCACUAUGUUGAUGUUGGAUCAUAUGAUGAAUCCUUCUUCGACUCCAGCAUGAGCAGCCUCCUCAAGAGCUCACCAGCCCCAUCCACUCAGCCUCUCAACUCUUCCCAGCCAACUUCCCUUGAUGAAUUGGCAAUCAAGGUUCCUCGGAGAAGUUCUAGUGACAGUGAUGCCGGUGAAACUAAUGCUAUAAAAGAAACAUUUGGUAUGGGCAUUAAGAGUGCCUCACAGCUAGUGAACAAGGAGCUGAAGCAGGUCUUCAAGCAAGUUCGAGCAAGUGUAAAAGAAGAAUAUAAAAACGACCUGGGUGAGGAUUCAGAUUCUCAGAGACAGGAUGAGAGAGUUAAGAACAAGAGUGAUGGAGGCAGUGAGCAGUUAGAUACUCCACGUACAAAAAAAUCCAGAGAGGAGUUGGAGAAGGAACUAGUGCGGUUACGUGAGGAGAGGAACAGACUGGCCAAGGAGUUAGCAGCACAGAAACAGGAAUUUUCACACCAGCUAGAGAAGAAGGAGUUUGAGUGUGAAGCAGCUUUAGAGCAGUGUUCUGGUGCCAAGGAGCAGCUAGAGAAGACAACAACCCAGCUCAGUCAGUCUCCCCCUGAAACUUGUCAUAUAAGCUUCCUUGUCUCGUCCACCCCCGUCAAGUCGUCCCAAUCAGCACCUGCCAGCCUCAAGGAUAAGUGUUUGAGAUGCGGUGACACACAGGGUCAAUUAACCGUGGCACUGGAGGAGCUGGAGAUGGCUCUAUGCAGGGAGGAGCAGGAGCGAUUACAGCGCAUCAGUGUGGAAACUAUCCUCGCUAACAGGCAUGAUGUAGACAGCCCUGCCGAGUCCGGAGGUGCUGACUCCUCUACCGCAUAUCCAGGGUCUACGUCAGAUCUGUCUUCUGUUGCUAAACCAGUAAUCCUUCGGCCCCUGGGUACUGCAGGAGAGGGCAGAGUACGUGUGCUAGAAGAGCAGUACCGGGGUCUGGAGGGGGAGUUGGCUAGAGUAAGGGUUGAAGUGCUCAAGAUGGUUGAAGAAAGGGGCCAGUUGGGUCUGAGGACAAACCUUGAGAAGCAGAGGCAGACAGACGUUGAGAACAUGAAAAAAAACUGCCUCGCCCUAGUGGAAAAAAUACAGAAAAAGAGACGCGUUCUGACACCUAGAGUGAAGGAGGAUGUCACCGACCAACAAGAAUCUGGCACUAACUAUGAAGAGGGAGACGCAAGUGAGUCCCAGUGUAGCGAGUCUCUUGAGGCUGCCAGUGUCACCAAGGAUGACUCAGACAAACACAAGGUUCCUGAGGAGGACACUAAAGUGAACUUCAAGUAUUUGGAAGAGCAGGUGUUUGCCCUGGAAGAAGAAAUGGCUCAGGAGCGAGACAGCCUGGAGAAGCAGAGAGCCAACUUGCUAGAGAAGAACAGCAAGCUCGAGCAAGACUUAGAGAUCCUUCGUAUUGAAUUUGAUAAGAGUGAAGAUUACUGGACCCUGAAGCUACAAGAGGAGCAGGACUACUAUGAGGAAGAACGACGCUUGUAUGACGACAAAUUCUCUGCUCUGGAAAAAAAGAUCCGGGAAUAUGAGGACCUGGUGUUGUCUGGUGGCGGAGGAGGACGGGACAACUCGGAGGAAUCUGAUCGCCUGUCUACCAUUGAUGAGAGCGCUGUGUGGGAGAAGCAGGUAACGGAGUUAGAGGAAGAGGUGAGCGUCUUGAGAAAGCAGAUUGAAGACCUCAGGGAAGAAAGGUACCAUGUGGAGAGCAGCAUGGAGGCGCGAGUGUCAGAGGAGCGUAGGGUGGCUGCCCUGGAGAGUGCCAACCUUCAGGAACAAGUGAACAAUCUUUCAUCCCAGCUUCAUCAGGCUCAGCUACAAGUCACAACUGUCUUGGAGGAGUUAGACAAAGUGAGAAGAGACUCUGAGCAGCGCAUUCAAGAGUUAGCCAACCAGCAGAGGUUUCACGUGCCUGUGAGAACUCCUUUAAUGAAUGGUCAUGUGACAGAAGCUGAGGAGGGUCCCAGGCCAGGAAUCCCGGAGGACGAGAGACCAAUUUAUCAGGGCUGUGGGAGCCUAGGAGAGGAAACUAUUAACGGGUCACUACGAUCGCAGCUACGCCAGUGUCAAGGACGACUUCGCUACCUUGAAGCUGCACUGAAACAACACCACACUCACGCUCACCAAAUACUGACAGUCACAAGGGAACAACAUGCUGCUGAAGUACAGAACCUGGAGAGUAUGAUGGCAGCCACCCAGCAGAUGCUUGGUCAACACAUUGCUAAGUACAAGGACCAGUUAAGUAAAGCAAGUCGCAGUGAUUCUCUUGUUAAGGAACUGUACCUGGAAAAUGCUCAGUUAAUGAGAGCUCUGCAGAUCACGGAAAGCCGACAAAAGACAGCGGAAGAAGCCGGCCGCAGGAUGCAGGUGGCGUCGUUAGGACCACAGACCAUUUCAUAGAGGAAUAAAAAAACAAACAUUGCAAGACUAUUUAAUAUUUUUUUAUGGAUUAUUUUUUUUAUGACAAGAACAGGUGUUUGAGCCAUGAAGCUAACAGAGUGUCAUAAGUUGAAGUGUUUUAUACUGUACUGUACUUAUGGGUGCAUUUCAUUUCAAGUUUACUUUACCUUUUGUCCUGCUAUCUCAAGUUGUAUAUGAUGAAUAAGUUUGCUCUUUUUAUUACUGUAGGUUAUGUAUCUAAGCUACUGU
Homarus americanus (American lobster) is the source of this 4422-nucleotide messenger RNA. RefSeq names its product ninein-like. Gene Ontology annotation, biological process: microtubule anchoring at centrosome. Gene Ontology annotation, cellular component: centrosome. Lineage: Eukaryota; Metazoa; Arthropoda; Malacostraca; Decapoda; Nephropidae. The record is from RefSeq and is a predicted model, not a curated record. The transcript is spliced from 30 exons. The coding region runs from base 145 to 4173 and encodes 1342 amino acids. Gene Ontology annotation, molecular function: calcium ion binding.